UGCCACCCUUCCUGUCCACUGUCCAUUUCUUCCACGACCGCCCGCCUUUUCCCACCCUCUGGCCCUCUCUCGUUCUCUCAUUCUCCUAUUCUGGCUUCUUUUUCUGCUGCCUUGCCGCGACGCCCGGAAUCCCCAUUGCCGCAGUUCCGCUCCAGCACCACUCCGACACACCUGGUUUCUCGAUCAUUCAAUCGUCGUCAGCUUGAAUUAGGUUCUCUUGGGGCGGGGGAUUCAACUCUGCUUCGCAGCAACCAUUAGACGCGCGCACGCACCAAACUUUCCACAAUGGCGGGGAGACCAAGCAACAGAGGACCCGGCGGCGGCCAGCCACCAGUCCCGCCAGCAGCCCAGCGUCAAAACGAAUACUUUGUGCCCCGUGAUGGCAUCGAUCGCGAGGUUAUCACAUCAGACAUCUGCAGAUACCUGGGAAACGAUGCGUUGGUGCGCCCUGGCACCUACGAGUCCCCAGAUGGACGUGUCACCCAAGGUUAUUUCAUCACGGCAUACCGAAAUUUGACGUCGGCCAUGAUUCACGAUCUCAAGGCCGACUCCGCUCGGUGGGAGCAGGAACGGCGCGCAGCGUCCAGGUCUUCGGGCGGCGGCGCUGGAGGCGCUCGCGAGCAGACCCGCGGGCAAUCUGACUACAGCGCGUGGAAGAACCGCCAACGGGAACAGGAGUACGAAGCCUCGUACGGCGCCACUGCCAUGGAUAUUGACUACCAGCCGGCUCCUCCGCCGCCCAAGAACCCGGGCUACGGUGGCCAGCCGUACCCCGGACCUCCCCCUCCUGCCGGAUACCCCCAGGGUGCUUACCCACCACAGGUUCAUCCCGCUGCCGCUCCCCAGUAUCAAACUCAGCCCUACGGAGGAUAUCCGCCCAAUGUUCCGCCAACUCAGUAUUCCCCCGGACCUCAGGGAGGUGACAGAUACGCCGGGAUGGUUCCUCCUCCGCCGAUCCAAGGACAAUUCGCCCAGGAUGCUGCCUUCAUCCACGGAUCCAACUACCAGACUGCCCCUGGAUAUGCCAAUGCACCGAGGAUGCCGGCUAUGCCAUUGGCCCCUUCAUCCGCCCCCCCUUCGAGGGCUUUCAGCACGCCAACAUCAGGUCCUCCGUUUGGCUCGGAAGCAGACCCAUAUGGCUACCCGCCUCCUGCUGGGAUUCCGGCCAGCCAGGCCUUCCCAGCCGACCCUCUUUAUGGCCGCGGUUCCCCUGCAGGUACAGCGCAACGGCAAGGCUACCCGGCCGCCCCGGACCAGCCGCCAUAUGAGGAUCACAACAGCCCGGUACUUCCCAACACCACCAUUCCUCCAACCAGCUCGACACCCACGAGUGCCGGACCGUCCAGUGGCAGACGCGACCGCGAUUCAGAACCGAGAGACCGAGAGCGUGAUCAUCGAGAGCACAGAGCUCGCCGUUCCGAGACCGAACGCGAUGACAGGCACGGAGACCGGAACAGGCAUCACCGUCGCUAA
Molecule: messenger RNA, 1473 nt
Organism: Podospora bellae-mahoneyi
Lineage: Eukaryota; Fungi; Ascomycota; Sordariomycetes; Sordariales; Podosporaceae
Exons: 5
Coding region: 286-1473 (395 amino acids)
Source: RefSeq, a predicted model, not a curated record